CACAUCUCUUAUCUUGAGAGCUUCUCUAGCUCCACAUAUUUACCUCUAGCUACAAAACUUGCUCGGCAACAAUGGCUGCACGUGGGGCUUCCCUUCUUGCUGCUGCUCUUUUCUCCAUGUUGGUCAUGUCUUCCCUGGGGCAUCCGAGGCCUUUGUGCACCGACUGCGACACGCUGUGCCGUACCAACUGCACUGCAGAGGUUAAAACCUCCUGCAGCAGUUACUGCCCCGGCGGUGGCGGCGGCCCUCGGGAGGGCUGCCGGAGACAGAUAUUGCAGCAGUGCACUACAAAUGGUAUCUGCUGCAAUACCAACGGCACCUGCACUUGUGACUGCAACACUGUAGCUGAAAGUGGUUGCAUGGGGGUCAGCGAUGGCACCCAACAUUGUGACCCUUGCAUGCGCGGCAUCUUCGAGGAGUGCUUCCCCACCUGUAACAAGGACUGCAACAACAACUGCAAGAAGAAAGGGUGCCACCAUGCCUAGGAAUAACAUGUAAUCGAUCGCUUUUUUAAAUGCCGGGACCUUGUAAUUCUGUGAGGUAGCAUAGGAGGAGACGGUCGUGGCUAUCACCUCCUGUGUUUCAGCUGAGGAUAUUCAUUCUGUUUUAUCUAUACUGAAUAAUAUUAGGGGUAAAGAAAGAAAUAUCACAAAGUUAAUAUUGUAUGAUGAAA
Molecule: messenger RNA, 673 nt
Organism: Hordeum vulgare subsp. vulgare (domesticated barley)
Lineage: Eukaryota; Viridiplantae; Streptophyta; Magnoliopsida; Poales; Poaceae
Exons: 1
Coding region: 72-485 (137 amino acids)
Source: RefSeq, a predicted model, not a curated record